AUGAGAAUUCUUACAUUAUUAGUAUUGUUAUUUGUAGCAACUUGUAGCGGUGUCAAGAUUAAAACACCAUCAAGAUCAUCUUUAAACAUUCCAAAAUCAUUUGGUGAAGUCAGAACCCCAGAAUGGGAUUUACUCGAUACUUUCUUACAAGAAGGUGUUGAAAAUGGUACUUUCCCAGGUGCAGUUGCAUUAAUUGGUAAUAAAAAUGGUAUUUUAUAUUCAUCUGCCAAAGGUAGCUAUACAUAUGGUAUUCCAACCCCAAACAACCCAAACUAUAACCCAGCAAUGCAAUUAUCUACACUAUUUGAUAUGGCAAGUUGUUCAAAAGUUACAGCAUGCACAACUUCAGUUGCACAAUUUUAUCAAAGAGGUGAAUUAAAUUUAGAUGCACCAAUUACUGACUUUUUAGGUGAUGAAUUUGGUGUUAAUGGUAAAGAAGGUAUCACUGUUAGAAAUUGUUUAUUACAUAACUCUGGUUUUUUCCCAGAUCCAAACCCAUUUUGGAAUACCCCAGAAUUUGGAUGCCCAGCAACAGCAGAUUAUAAUCCACCAUUAGAAUUUACAUGCCAAAACAAAAUUUAUAAUAAUAUUUUAAAUCAAACAUUACAAAACCCAAUUGGUUCAACAUAUGUCUACAGUGAUCUUAACUUUAUGACUUUAAUGUAUGUUGUUGGUAAUUUAGUUAAAGAUUUUGGAUAUAUUAAUGCCAACCAACUUGCACCAGUUGUGAUAACGGUGGUCCAGAGAAUGCCCAAUGCUACUAUGAAGCUUACGUUAGAGAAUAUGUAUUUGUUAAUCAAUGUGCUCCAACUGAAAAAAGACCCCCUUUAUAUGCAUCCUACAAUUCAAAGUGUUGUAUCUGAUGGUAAUGCUUAUGCUUUGGGUGGUAUCAGUGGUCAUGCUGGUGUUUUUUCAAAUGCCGAAGAUAUGUGGACCUUUAUGUACACCUUAAUGUUCAGCUCCUCAGAUUCUCAAUAUCUCAAUAGUACAACCGUUGAAUAUUUCACUACCGAAUAUAAUCACACUCAAAGUUCAAGAGCUUUAGGUUGGAAUACAAAUGACCCAACAGUUAACGAUGAGGGUUGGGGCUUAGCAUGUGGUUCACUUUCUUCAAAAACUUGGAUGCAUUUAGGCUACACUGGUACAAUGUUAUGUGGAGAUCCAGAACGUGAAUUAAUUCUUAUUUUGCUCACAAAUAGAGUUUACCCAGAUCCAAGCAAUACAAAAAUUUCAAAUUUCAGAAGACCAUUUUCAACAUUAGCACAAAAAAUUUAUGAUAGCACCGUAGGUUACAGUACUGAUUAA
This is a messenger RNA of Dictyostelium purpureum, 1305 nucleotides long. RefSeq lists its product as uncharacterized. The transcript has 5 exons. NCBI's taxonomy places the organism in Eukaryota, Evosea, Eumycetozoa, Dictyosteliales, Dictyosteliaceae. Bases 1 to 1305 code for a protein of 434 amino acids. The record is from RefSeq and is a predicted model, not a curated record.